AAAAACCUAAACCUAAAAAAUCUUUCUAUUUUUAUCAUAAACUUUCCAAAUUCUCAAAACUUUAAUCAAUUUUUUUUUAUCCUCUACUCCGACGAUCUUCGACCCAACCAAGAAGAAGAAUGGACAUCGGACACCUACCAGUCUACAAUCGCGAUUUAACCGUGGAUGAUAUCCUGAGGCAACCACAAAGAGUGCCAGUAAGGAGCCUAUACAAGUUUGCAUUCGGAGCUGAAACCCGUCUUGAACAAGCCCUCGCAUUGAUUGAUAAGCUUUCACUUGAAGAGCUUAUUGAGGUCAUCACCUUCGCCAGGAUGAGGAGAAACCUGAUUUCAUCUGGGAGGGAGCUCCAUGCAGAAAUGGAAGGUAUGUGGGAACUAAUGGCUGAAGCACAAGCUGCUGCUCCUGAUGGUGGUGAUGCUGGUGCUCCUGCUGAUGGUGGUGCUGCAAAUGCUCCCGGUGGUGCUGCUGUUGCUGAUGCUGGUGCUCCUGUUGUUUAAGUUUUAGAUAUUAAAAGUUUAGGUUUAUAAGACUUGUGGUUAUUUUAAGUUCUUAACACUCUUUUAAGGUUUUUAUUUUGGAUGAUAUCUGUGUCGAACUUGAUGAACUUGAAGCUUUAAUUAUAAUUAUGUGUUGCUAUAA
Molecule: messenger RNA, 639 nt
Organism: Papaver somniferum (opium poppy)
Lineage: Eukaryota; Viridiplantae; Streptophyta; Magnoliopsida; Ranunculales; Papaveraceae
Exons: 2
Coding region: 120-497 (125 amino acids)
Source: RefSeq, a predicted model, not a curated record